CAGCUCCACCGUUGUGAUGUGAGCGGGAGCCUGGUAGGAAGCCACGAGGAUGACCAUGAGGGCGGCCAGGGCGGUGAAGUACAUGACGGUGACAUCCUGCAGGCGGAAUUCUUUGCUCAGGAUCCUCAUGGCCGAAAGACGUACUUUCCAGCCAGAUCAGGACCUGUCACCCAAUCAUCCGCCACGACCCUCCAUGUGACCUGCUUGAUUCAUCUUAUCUCUGAAGGCAGUUGAUGGAGAGCCAUACGAAUGACAGCCGGGACAGUGGUCAUCACCGGUGGAAUUCUUGCUACGGUCAUAUUACUCCUUAUCAUCGCAGUACUGUGCUACUGCAGAUUGCAGUAUUACUGCUGUAAGAAGGAGGAGUCCGAGUCGGAGGAGGAGGAGCCGGACUUUGCCGUCACGUCGCGCCUGCCGCCGGUCCACUCCAACCACAACAUUGUGGCGGCCACGGCCGCCGCCUCGUCCAUUCCCAAUGGCCCCGCCCUCUUCCCCACCCCGCCUCUGGCCCGGAAACUAACCCGCUCGCAGACCUUCUGCCCGUCGUGCACUCACUACGAGCUACCCUUUUACCUGCAGCCCCCCGCCCCCCCGCCGGUCCUCCACCAAGUCGAUGGCUUGAGGAACGGCGGCGAUCGCGUUAGCUACCGCAGCAUGCCGCCACCUCCGCCGCAGCAACCGGACAUGGAACUCCCCGUGCCCGUUAACAUUUCCAACUACCGUAAGCCGCACUUGGCCCGUUCAGUCACCAUGAGGGAAAUGUUCACUCGCAGCUGUAGCAUCAGCACUGACGUUUAGCCCAAAAAAAAAAGACGGCGGUGUUCAAUGUCAUUGUAAUCCCUCUUGUGGUGUCAUCUGUUGUGGUCUGCUUUGGACACUCUCAGGACUCCAUUUGCUAUGUUCAGGUCAAGAAAGUUGAUUUAUUCCAGUUGUGACCUUCUUGGCUUGAUAGCGCUUUUGUAAAAGAUUACAAAAUGUCAUUUAUAUAGUGAGGCCCCCCCUCUUCUGCGGGAUGACGUCACGGUCAGGGAUUUUCUCUCUGCUAUCGUUACGACAAAACAAAGUAAAAUGUGAUUAGGAGCCGUGUUCCCUCUGUCUCCUCGUCCAUGCACAGAUUAUGGAGAUUAUGGAACAUAAUUCAGCGCCUGCGAGACGAGGGUGCCUUGCUUUUUUUUUUUUGCAGAUAGAUUUAACUUUGGCUGUGAUGUCAAAAUGACAUAAAGGGCUGACGGAAGAUAGACAUUUAUUUCCAAUCCCCAUUUUUUUUUUUCCAGUACGCUUGGUAGAUUGAUGUGAAUCUGUCAGUUAUACGCUCACGUGACUGUGAAUGUAUAAUUUCGAUUUAAUCCCUCGACGGGGUUCUCGCAAGAAUUUAGUAGGAAACGUUACAUAAGGUGGCGCUAAAAAAAAUAUUCAUUCAUUGAAAAGUGUAUUUUUAAAUCUGUUAUUGCCAUUAUCUGUACAGGAUGUGGCAGUAGUAUAGAACUUGGUGACAUAGGGCACAAAAUCCCAUUUGCUAACUUUAUAAGGAGUGCAACUUUAGGUAAGGACUUUAGGGCAAGAAACCAUAUUUGAUCAAUUUAGGGGCAAAUCAACCAUGUUUACUUCAUAUAGGCCGUAUAUUGUACACAAUGUUUUAAAGAAAUCAAGUACAGAGCUAAAGAACAAAAAGCUGUUUAAUGCGCAUUUAAUGAUCAUUUUUAAUUAUUUAGGAAAUGUUACUGAAAGCAAAACAUGUACAUUUUCUGGUGGGUAAGAAACCAUGCAAAAAAUAAUAUUUUUGAUGGAAUUCUUCUAGAGAUCCUACUAAAUUCCGGAACGUAGCCAUGUAUUAUUUUUUUUUGCGUUACCCAUGUGCUAAUCGGCAGCAAUAUGUUUUGCAUGUACGGCAAGACAAUUUACCAUAAUUAUUGAUUAUUCCUAAAAAAGAAAAAAAACUCUCCUCUGUUGAAGCUUCAUGGACUCUUCCGGACUUUCUUCUUUCUGUUUUCCUUGAUUUGUCAAUCCAUGGUGAAGUUUAAUCAAGCUUUGAAAGCAUUUCUCUAAAUAUUUUCCAAGCUCCAAAAAGGUGACUUGCUGAGUGGCCUUGUUGGAAGGCUGCCGCCCGCUCGGACUAUGAAGCAGCGGCUUUUGAUUGUCCAUGGUCUUAAUGAAUGGAAUUAAUUAUGGCUUGAUAACAAGAGGAAGUGAAAGCGGACGCGACUACACUUGGACGCCCUUCCCUCUUCAAAUGGAUGCUAUUGCACAUCCUCUUCAUCCUCCCCCCCCUUCCCUCUUUGUUUAUCUAUUACAGGACACGCUCAUUUAUUUUUCCAAAGGAUCAUAGAUGGAGUGAUUGACGUGCUUUCUCGCAACUAUACCGUGAUGCUUUCGCGACGAGACAUUUCCACAGGGAACUUGGUGCCAUAACGAAGAAGACAAACUCUAUUCUUGUUAGUAUUAUUCCGAGAACAAAUAACAUAUUCAAACGCAGUGUUGCUUUUACGUCAAAAGUAUUUGCUCAUGAACAACAGACACAUUUAAUGUCUUUGUUUUUAAAUGGAAACCCGGCUAACAGACACAAUGUUGAUAAUAAAAUGGUGUUAAAGCAUA
Messenger RNA from Syngnathus typhle (broad-nosed pipefish), 2592 nucleotides. RefSeq names its product family with sequence similarity 163 member B, genome duplicate a (gene fam163ba). The record is from RefSeq and is a predicted model, not a curated record. Bases 250 to 798 code for a protein of 182 amino acids. The transcript is spliced from 4 exons. NCBI's taxonomy places the organism in Eukaryota, Metazoa, Chordata, Actinopteri, Syngnathiformes, Syngnathidae.